Messenger RNA from Oncorhynchus nerka (sockeye salmon), 7577 nucleotides. Its product is annotated as neuropilin-2-like. Gene Ontology annotation, biological process: axon guidance. The transcript is spliced from 20 exons. The record is from RefSeq and is a predicted model, not a curated record. Bases 1 to 4047 code for a protein of 1348 amino acids. Gene Ontology annotation, molecular function: semaphorin receptor activity. Gene Ontology annotation, cellular component: postsynaptic membrane; glutamatergic synapse; axon. Lineage: Eukaryota; Metazoa; Chordata; Actinopteri; Salmoniformes; Salmonidae.
AUGGGAGGGGAGCUGGAGGAUGGGAGGAGCUGGGAUGGGAUGGAGCUGGAGGAUGGGAGGAGGGAGCUGGAGGAUGGGGUGGAGCUGGAGGAUGGUAUAGAGCUGGAGGAUGGGAGGGAGCUGGAGUAUGGGAUAGAGUUGGAGGAUGGGAGGGGAGUGCAUAACUGUAAGGGAGUGCAUAACUGUAAGGGAGUGCAUAACUGUAAGGGAGUGCGUAGCUGUGAGGGAGUACGUAAGGGAGUGCGUAACUGUAAGGGAGUACAUCAGGGAGUGCGUAACUGUAAGGGAGUGCGUAACUGUAAGGGAGUGUGUAACUGUAAGGGAGUGUGUAACUGUAAGGGAGUGCGUAACUGUAAGGGAGUGUGUAACUGUAAGGGAGUACAUAAGGGAGUGCGUAACUGUAAAGGAGUGCGUAACUGUAAGGGAGUGUGUAACUGCAAGGGAGUGUGUAACUGUAAGGGAGUGUGUAAUUGUAAGGGAGUGCGUAACUGUAAGGGAGUGUGUAACUGUAAGGGAGUGUGUAACACUAAGGGAGUGUGUAACUGUAAGGGAGUGCGUAACUGUAAGGGAGUGUGUAACUGUAAGGGAGUACAUAAGGGAGUGCGUAACUGUAAAGGAGUGCGUAACUGUAAGGGAGUGUGUAACUGUAAGGGAGUGCGUAGCUGUGAGGGAGUGCGUAACUGUAAGGGAGUGCUUAGCUGUGAGGGAGUGCGUAACUGUAAGGGAGUGCGUAGCUGUGAGGGAGUGCGUAACUGUGAGGGAGUGUGUAACUGUAAGGGAGUGCGUAGCUGUGAGGGAGUGCGUAACUGUGAGGGAGUGUGUAACUGUAAGGGAGUGCAUAACUGUAAGGGAGUGUGUAACUGUAAGGGAGUGCGUAGCUGUGAGGGAGUGCGUAACUGUAAGGGAGUGUGUAACUGUAAGGGAGUGCGUAGCUGUGAGGGAGUACGUAACUGUAAGGGAGUGCGUAAGGAAGUGCGUAACUGUAAGGGAGGGCGUAACUGUGAGGGAGUGCGUAACUGUAAGGGAGUGCGUAACUGUAAGGGAGUGCGUAACUGUAAGGGAGUGCGUAACUGUAAGGGAGUGCGUAAGGGAGUGCGUAACUGUAAGGGAGUGUGUAACUGUGAGGGAGUGCGCAACUGUAAAGGAGUGCGUAACUGUAAGGGAGUGCGUAACUGUAAGGGAGUGCGUAACUGUAAAGGAGUGCGUAACUGUAAGGGAGUGCGUAACUGUAAGGGAGUGCGUAACUGUAAAGGAGUGCGUAACUGUAAGGGAGUACGUAAGGGAGUGCGUAACUGUAAGGGAGUGCGUAACUGCAAGGGAGUGCGUAACUGCAGCAAAUCGUGUGGCGGACAAGUAGACGCCAGUGGCGCCGGGUACAUCACCACCCCGGGGUACCCUCUGGAGUACCCCCCACACCAGAACUGUCGUUGGGUCGUCACCGCCCCAGAACCCUCCCAACGUGUCGUCCUCAACUUCAACCCCCACUUUGAACUGGAGAAGCUGGACUGCAGAUAUGACUACGUAGAGAUCCGCGAUGGGAACAGCGAGAAGGCAGACCUACCUGAGUUGGGUAAACACUGCAGUAACAUCGCCCCUCCAGCCAUCAUCUCCUCCGGCCCCGUGCUCCUCAUCAGGUUCGUCUCUGACUACGCUCACCAGGGGGCUGGCUUCUCACUGCGGUAUGAGAUCUUCAAGACUGGUUCAGACUGCUCCCGUAACUUCACCAGUCAGAACGGGAUCAUUGAGUCUCCGGGGUUCCCUGAUAAAUACCCUCAUAACCUGGAGUGUUCCUUUAUUAUCAUCGUGCCCCCGGCCAUGGACUUGACCCUGACCUUCCUGACCUUUGACCUGGAGAAUGACCCCCUGCCCGGGGGAGAGGGAGACUGCAAGUACGACUGGCUGGAGGUCUGGGACGGUCUGCCACAAGUGGGUCCUCUGAUAGGACGUUACUGUGGAACUAAGAUCCCUCCUGAGAUGACGUCGUCUACAGGUAUCCUGUCUCUGUCCUUCCACACGGACAUGGCCGUGGCCAAAGAUGGCUUCUCUGCUCGCUACAACAUGACACACAAAGAGGUCAGCAACACUUUCCAUUGCAGUAACGCUUUAGGUCUGGAGUCAGGGAAGAUCUCUGACGACCAGAUCACUGCCUCCUCCUCCUUUUACGACAACACCUGGUUGCCACGGCAAGCCCGUCUUAACAACAAUAACAACGCGUGGACCCCAAACGAGGACAGCAGCAAAGAGUUCAUCCAGGUGGAUCUCCAUGUCCUGAAGGUGUUGACGGGUAUCGCUACCCAGGGAGCGGUGUCCAAGGAGACCCAGAAGUCCUACUACGUCAUCACCUUUAAGCUGGAGGUCAGCACCAAUGGAGAGGACUGGAUGGUCUACCGAUACGGCAAGAACCACAAGGUGUUCCAUGCCAACACAGACUCGACCGAGGUGGUCCUGAACCGGAUCCCCCUGCCUGUUCUGGCCCGCUUUGUACGCAUCAGACCCCAGACCUGGAAGACAGGCAUCGCCCUGCGCUUGGAGCUCUACGGGUGUCAGAUCACCGACGCUCCAUGUUCCGAGAUGCAGGGGAUGCUGUCCGGCCUGCUGCCCGACUCCCAGAUCACAGCGUCAUCCAUGAGGGAUAUCCACGGCUCCAUGGGGACGGCCAGGCUGGUAGCCAGCAGGUCAGGAUGGUUCCCCAGUCCCACACAACCUCUGGCUGGGGAGGAGUGGCUGCAGGUGGACUUGGGGGUCCCCAAGACCGUACGAGGCGUCAUCACCCAGGGAGUCAGGACAGUGGAGGCCUCGGCUGAGAACAGGGCCUUCGUCAGGAAGUACCGCGUGUCUCACAGCCUGACGGGCAAGGACUGGACUUUUAUACUGGACAGAAAGACCAACCAUCCUAAGAUUUUUGAGGGAAACACACACUACGACACUCCAGAGAUCCGUCGGUUUGAGGAGAUAACGGCUCAGUUCAUCAGGAUCUACCCAGAGAGGUGGUCUCCUGCUGGGAUAGGGAUGAGGCUGGAGGUCCUGGGAUGUGAACUGCCAGAGACCACCACUCUACCUGACACUGCCACACCGACCCUGCCACGUGUAGAGGAUACCACCGCUGCCCAAAGAGGUGCAGGCACUACACCUUGGUCUCUCUGUGACUUUGAGUCCAGUCUUUGUGGCUGGAUCCCAGACAGCGUGUCAGAGCUGAGCUGGUCUCUCCACAGUGGCAGCCUCUCGUCUGGUCUCACACCUAGUCUGGAUCUACCACUCUCUCUGCCCAAAGACGACGUGGGUAACUUCCUCCACAUCGAGGCCAGCCCCAGGACAGAGAGGCAGCGAGCCCGUCUGGUGAGCCCCGCUGUGGGGCCUGAGAGAGGGCCGCUGUGCCUGCUCUUCAACUACCAGCUCCAGGGCCCCGAAAACCAGGGCCUGGGGUCCCUCAGGAUCCUCCUCAGAGACAACGACCGGGAGGAGACUCUUCUCUGGGCACUCGGAGGAGACCAGGGGCCCGUGUGGAAGGAGGGACGCACGAUUCUGCCCCAGUCACCCAAAGAGUACCAGGUGGUGAUUGAGGGUUACUUUGAGCACGGAAACAGAGGACACAUCUGGAUAGACAACAUUCACAUGAGCUCUAGUACAGAGCUGGAACAGUGCACACAGCCCUUCGCUGCAUUCCCUCCAGACAUGACUGAUUGGAGACCUAUCGACUUUGGAAAUAAACCACUUUUCAACGGCAGGGAACGUGUGAACGGAGGUUUCCCGUUCCCAGAGUGGAGUACCCCUGGCCCGUCCAUGGACCCCCCUGUGACACAUGUCUCUGAGAAGGACAACUCGUGGCUGUACACCCUGGAUCCCAUCCUGGUCACCAUCAUCGUCAUGUCUUCCCUGGGCGUCCUGCUGGGGGCGGUGUGUGGCGGCCUGCUGCUCUACUGCGCCUGCUACUACAGCGGCCUGUCGUCACGGAGCUCCACCACCUUGGAGAACUACAACUUUGAGCUGUACGACGGGAUCAAACACAAGGUGAAGAUCAACCAGCAACGCUGUUGCUCUGAGGCCUAGGACGCUUUCCUCCGCCGGAAGGCCUAGUCCUUCAAACCCUUGGGCUGUUCCAACCCAAAGACAUGCUUCAUGCUUGAUGACACCGACAUACAGACAGAUACACCCGCCUAGACCCUACCCCCCACCCCUCGGGGGUCCCUUCUCUGCCUGCAGGAGAGGCCCUGAUCAAUCAAAACUUGGGAAUGAACCACACUUACCUGCUAUGAUGCCACACGUACUGACCAGUGGACCACAGUGGUCUGGGCUUGGAACUGAACACUUUCUGUCAGUCUGGGCUUGGCCCUGAACUCCUACUGUCAGUCUGGGCUUGGACUCAAACUCCUACUGUCAAUCUGGGCUUGAACCUGAACUCCUACUGUCAGUCUGGGCUUGGACUCAAACUCCUACUGUCAGUCAGGGCUUGGACUCAAACUCCUACUGCCAGUCUGGGCUUGGACCUGAUCUCCUACUGUCCAUCUGGGCUUGGACUCAAACUCCUACUGUCAGUCUGGGCUUGGACCUGAUCUCCUACUGUCAGUCUGGGCUUGGACCUGAACACUUACUGUCAGUCUGGGCUUGGACUCAAACUCCUACUGUCAGUCUGGGCUUGGACCUGAUCUCCUACUGUCAGUCUGGGCUUGGACCUGAACUCCUCCUGUCAGUCUGGGCUUGGAAUCAAACUCCUAAUGUCCGUCUUGGCUUGGACCUGAUCUCCUACUGUCAGUCUGGGCUUGAACCUGAACACUUACUGUCAGUCUGGGCUUGGACUCAAACUCCCACUGUCAGUCUGGGCUUGAACCUGAUCUCCUACUGUCAGUCUGGGCUUGGACUCAAACACUUACUGUCAGUCUGGGCUUGAACCUGAACACUUGCUGUCAGUCUGGGCUUGGACUCAAACUCCUACUGUCAGUCUGGGCUUGGACCUGAUCUCCUACUGUCAGUCUGGGCUUGGACCUGAACACUUACUGUCGGUCUGGGCUUGGACUCAAACUCCUACUGUCAGUCUGGGCUUGGACCUGAUCUCCUACUGUCAGUCUGGGCUUGGACCUGAACUCCUGCUGUCAGUCUGGGCUUGGAAUCAAACUCCUAAUGUCCGUCUUGGCUUGGACCUGAUCUCCUACUGUCAGUCUGGGCUUGAACCUGAACACUUACUGUCAGUCUGGGCUUGGACUCAAACUCCCACUGUCAGUCUGGGCUUGGACCUGAUCUCCUACUGUCAGUCUGGGCUUCGACUCAAACACUUACUGUCAGUCUGGGCUUGAACCUGAACACUUACUGUAGGUCUGGGCUUGGACUCAAACUCCUACUGUCAGUCUGGGCUUGAACCUGAACACUUACUGUCAGUCUGGGCUUGGACUCAAACUCCUACUACCAGUCUGGGCUUGGACCUGAACUCAUUCUCUCAGUCUGGGCUUGGACUCAAACUCCUACUGUCAGUCUGGGCUUGGACCUGAACACUUACUGUCAGUCUGGGCUUGGACUCAAACUCCUACUGUCAGUCUGGGCUUGGACCUGAACACUUAUUGUCAGUCUGGGCUUGGAAUCAAACUCCAACUGUCCAUCUGGGCUUGAACCUGAACUCCUUAUGUCAGUCUGGGCUUGGACCUGAUCUCCUACUGUCAGUCUGGGCUUUGACCUGAUCUCCUACUGUCAGUCUGGGCUUGGACUCAAACUCCCACUGUCAGUCUGGGCUUGGACCUGAACUCCUACUGUCAGUCUGGGCUUGGACCUGAUCUCCUACUGUCAGUCUGGGCUUGGACUCAAACUCCCACUGUCAGUCUGGGCUUGGACCUGAACUCCUACUGUCAGUCUGGGCUUGGACCUGAUCUCCUUCUGUCAGUCUGGGCUUGGACCUGAUCUCCUACUGUCAGUCUGGGCUUGGACUCAAACUCCCACUGUCAGUCUGGGCUUGGACCUGAACUCCCACUGUCAGUCUGGGCUUGGACUCAAACUCCCACUGUCAGUCUGGGCUUGGACUCAAACUUCUACUGCCAGUCUGGGCUUGGACCUGAUCUCCUACUGUCAAUCUGGGCAGUCAGAGCUGUUCUGCUGCCAGUGGACCAUUCAGUGGACCAUUCAGUGGACCAUUCAGUGGGUGCUGAACGAUAUCAAAACAUAUCAAUCGAAUGCCUAUCCCCAAAAAAAGAUUUAAAUUAAAUUAAACUAGAUUUGUAAAGAAUUAAGAAGAUAUUUUGUUCUUGGUUAUGAUUGAAGUUAGAUAAUGAGUUGCAUUAGGAAGGUUUUAGAAUGUUGAUUCUAGCUCGUCUCGGCCUGCCUUAUGUUUAAAACAGUGUCAUAGACUAUCGUGGACAGUUUUCAGUUCAGUUUUAGGAUCUUAAUUAGGAUCAGCUUCAGUUUUAUCGCCCAAUAGACAUCUCUUGUUCUCGUGCCAUUUUUCUUUUAAACAUUAAUUUAGUGUCAACAGUCAACCACCACCUUCAGUUCAGCUUGUCUGUUAUGGUAUUUGAUGUGUUGUUAUUUGCAGGCUGCUUCCCGUCUGUAAUAGAAGAAGAGAAUGGCGAAGAAAGAAUAAUAAUUUUAUCUAAAGACCUGACACAUAACGGUCGUUAAGUUGCGUUCCUCAAGAAGAAGUAUUAGGAUUGUCUUUUUUUUGUUUUGUAUUUUUGAUUUCUGACUAUCUGAUGAUCUAUAUCACAUGGUGACUGUCUGAUGAUCUAUAUCACAUGGUGACUGUCUGAUGAUCUAUAUCACAUGGUGACUGUCUGAUGAUCUAUAUCACAUGGUGACUGUCUGAUGAUCUAUAUCACAUGGUGACUGUCUGAUGAUCUAUAUCACAUGGUGACUGUCUGAUGAUCUAUAUCACAUGGUGACUGUCUGAUGAUCUAUAUCACAUGGUGACUGUCUGAUGAUCUAUAUCACAUGGUGACUGUCUGAUGAUCUAUAUCACAUGGUGACUGUCUGAUGAUCUAUAUCACAUGGUGACUGUCUGAUGAUCUAUAUCACAUGGUGACUGUCUGAUGAUCUAUAUCACAUGGUGACUGUCUGAUGAUCUAUAUCACAUGGUGACUGUCUGAUGAUCUAUAUCACAUGGUGACUGUCUGAUGAUCUAUAUCACAUGGUGACUGUCUGAUGAUCUAUAUCACAUGGUGUGACGCUCUGUGAAACAUUAUCAUUUUAUUUUUUGUUGUUGCAACCUAUGGAUUGCAGAGAGAGAGACAGAGAGAGGAGGGAGACAGAGAGAGGAGAUAGACAGAGAGAGGAGGGAGACACAGAGAGGAGGGAGACAGAGAGAGGAGGGAGACAGAGAGAGGAGAUAGACAGAGAGAGGAGGGAGACACAGAGAGGAGGGAGACAGAGAGAGGAGGGAGACAGAGAGAGGAGGGAGACAGAGAGAGGAGGGAGACAGAGAGAGGAGAUAGACAGAGAGAGGAGGGAGACACAGAGAGGAGGGAGACAGAGAGGGAGGGAGACAGAGAGAGGAGAUAGACAGAGAGAGGAGGGAGACACAGAGAGGAGGGAGACAGAGAGAGGAGGGAGACAGAGAGAGGAGGGAGACAGAGAGAGGAGGGAGACAGAGAGAGGAGAUAGAC